CCAAUCUCGCAGCCCCAUAGCCCCAACCCAAUAGACCCAACCACCCCUUUCGUUCUACACAGGCCGUGUGACCCACCACAGUUAGCUAACACAGUCGUCCACUUCAGCAACAGACGACAGGCAUCGUACAAGUAGACGACGAAUACGGCUACAAACGCCUUAGCGCGAACGGGACGAUUCCCGCUACACGAGUCAGUGAUGGCGCCAGACCACCCACCGCCAUCCCCACUAGGCGCGACUCACUUGACCUCUCUCUCGUCUGAACGUCAAAGAUAGUCUAUUCUCUAGUGGUAGCUGGCGGGUCGAUUGGUUGCGUACCACUCGAACAAUCCCACGCGGAAAUCCGAUUCUUAUCUUGUCUCGCCUGCGACGCCCGGCUCGAAAUUGAAUCGCUACCUACUCGACUAUCCACGGCGUUCCUCCUCGAUAGCAUCCAGCCCGGUAGCACCUAGCAGGCUAGCAGCAGUCUCUAUAACCCCGACAUCAUGAGCUCGUAGAACUACGAGAGAUAUCAAUCGUAAUCAACACGGAUUUGGCUUUUGCACGGCCACCCGUCUCCAGCUCGAGACCCAUCUGCUCUUACCGCGCUCGCUUGCUAGUAAUAGCUACGGAUCGGACGACCGGCGUCGAAUCCACUAUUGGACGGGCCGCGUCGUCCAAUAGAUCGGACGACACGGUCGCGAAUAGAGCGCUAGUAGAAUUAGUGCUAGUACUAAUCCGCGAAUCGAGCGACGGCGAUUCCCGGCUGACGUCCACUCGAGCCGCAGCGACUCGGAUUCCCAACUGCCUCAGAGUAAGAGCGGCCAGCAUGGCUUCCCGGGAGCGCGGCAUUCCCGCGGCACGACGCGGCGUCGUCCCUCGGUGGGCGAUCGAGCUGUUUGCGGUGCUGCUCGUGUGCGCGGCGAUUACUGGAAGCGCGCAGGCCUUCUCACAAAGCUCCAGGGACUUCGAGCGCUACGCCAUGCGCUCAUCCCAGAUAGGACGUACCAGCGCCGCCGCCAGCCCAAGAGUGAAGUGGCGUCGCCUGCAGGUCUUCCAGUGCCCCAACAACCAGACCGUCUGCGGAUCACUGUGCGUGGACCAGGCGACGGACAUCAACAACUGCGGGGCGUGCGGCAGCUUCUGCGACGUGUCGCUAGCUUGCUGCGGCGGCAGCUGCGCGAAUCUCGACUCCAGCAACGACCACUGCGGCGCAUGCGGGGCGCGCUGCCCUGGCCAAUGCACCCUCGGCAUCUGCAACUACGGCGCUGCUGCUGGCGGCGGUGGUGGCGGUGGAAGACGUCCUUCCUUGGGCAGGGUGCCCUUUUGUAUCUGCGACUAUGGGGCUGCAACCAACGGUACUGCUGGCGGUGGCGGUUAAAGGAAUAGAAGGUCCUGUGUGAUGUCAACGGCGCAAGGAUGCCCCGGUCAGUGCUCCUUUGGCAUCUCUAACUACGGCGCUGCUGCUGUGGCAGCAGCUGUGCUUCUUUAUUGAUACACUGCUUUCAAGGAAACGGUCGGUUGCGGGUGAGGAACGACGCGUUCCUGCCUUUCAUUCCCCACUCUGCUUGGCAGAGUUCAAAAUAAACGUAUCAGGGGGGCUGGCGAGCUGCAUUGAACGUACACUACAC
This is a messenger RNA of Closterium sp. NIES-67, 1610 nucleotides long. NCBI's taxonomy places the organism in Eukaryota, Viridiplantae, Streptophyta, Zygnematophyceae, Desmidiales, Closteriaceae. The record is from the annotation of a GenBank genome assembly.